Molecule: messenger RNA, 1367 nt
Organism: Elaeis guineensis (African oil palm)
Lineage: Eukaryota; Viridiplantae; Streptophyta; Magnoliopsida; Arecales; Arecaceae
Source: RefSeq, a predicted model, not a curated record
ACAUGCCUCACGUUGCUUGGGACGCGGGCAAAGCAUAUCCCAUUUCGCGCAACCGCCCAUUUUAUGCUUCUGCUCCUCAUCUCCGGAUCACAAGACAAACACUCGAGAGGGAAACAAAGAAAGACAAAAGAGAGAGUCCUGGUUCUAGCCUUCGAAACCCCCGGCUGAAACCCUAGAGGAGAGCGAGUUCACCCUCUCCUUCGAUGGCGAGAGACGCGGAGACCGGCGAGGCCUCCCGGCGGCCGCCGGAUGUCCCUUCCGUCCGGAUCCGGUCGCGGCCGGAUCCCUUGCUGAUCGUCUGCCGGUGCUUCAGCUUCCUCACUGCCAUCAUCGCCGUCCUCUGCGUCUUCGUCAACGUCCUCUCCGCCGUCCAGUCGUUCAAGGAUGGAUCCGAUAUUUUUGGUGGGAUAUUUCGGUGCUACGCGGUCGUAAUCGCCCUCUUUGUGGCCGUUGCCGAGACCGAGUGGAGUUUUAUAAUGAAAUUCUGGCGGAUAUUGGAGUACUGGGCUGGAAGGGGUAUGCUGCAGAUCUUUGUUGCCGUGAUGACGAGAGCUUUCCCAGAUGUCAGCGGGCAGCGGAAAGAUCUGAUUUUGCUUCAGGAGAUUGCAAGUUACCUUCUUAUGGCAUGUGGUUUGACAUAUGUGAUAUCGGUAACUACUUCAAAUAAAUGCUUUGAUUGCUCAUUUAUCACACUGAAUUAUGUAGGAGAAGGCCUCAUGUGCCAGUGCUGCACUAGAUGUGUGGUGUCUAGCAUGGUCCAACUUGGAAUCUGAAAAUGCACUACUAUCAUGGUGUACUAUGCAUUGGUUUCUUGAAGCGUGCACGCCAGCAGAAGGAAAUAACACGUGAGCAAGCACUUAGAGAUUUAGAGGAAUUGGAACGGCAUAGGGAAGAGCUUGAGGCAUUGUUAGUUGUGGACAGGGCCUGAUGGUGCAAGUAAUUGUAGCUGGUUUUUACUUUGAGCAGAAUCUGAACAAUGAACGUGGUCCAUGGAUCCCAAGUUAACGUACCUAUUGUGUUGGUAGAUUUGAUGAUCAUAUUCGGGAGUUGAUAUCACUUGAACCCUGCUUCAUAUAAUAUUUUUAUGGAUCAUCAGUGAUACCAUGAUUUGAGGCUGUGCAGCUGCGGAUGCUUUUGUGUGCUAACAGUGAUGGCAUUGAUUUUAUUUUUAUUUUUUUUCAUGAGCUGAUCAUGCUCGAUUUUGUUGUUGUCUUUUAAUUCAUUUGUUUGGAGAACUCUUAGUACAAUGGUCAAUUACAUCACUAAAGAGUUGUACGCUGAAGUGGGAACAAAUGGCUAAAAUAUUGUUUCCUUCCUGACCUAUUUUAUUGUAUCUAUUGAUUGGUUCUUUUAUUUACCUGCGUUAA